Perca flavescens (yellow perch) is the source of this 1612-nucleotide messenger RNA. RefSeq names its product prolyl 4-hydroxylase subunit alpha-1. The coding region runs from base 115 to 1566 and encodes 483 amino acids. The transcript has 13 exons. Gene Ontology annotation, biological process: peptidyl-proline hydroxylation to 4-hydroxy-L-proline. The record is from RefSeq and is a predicted model, not a curated record. Gene Ontology annotation, cellular component: endoplasmic reticulum. Lineage: Eukaryota; Metazoa; Chordata; Actinopteri; Perciformes; Percidae. Gene Ontology annotation, molecular function: protein binding; L-ascorbic acid binding; iron ion binding.
AAGUACAGUUUAUUUGUUGCUGCUGGUUUCACUGUGAAUCCGAUGCGACAUAAAGAGGAAAUUUGGGGAUUUUCUGGACUGUUUUGUUAAACCGACGAGGGAUCUCUUGUUGUCAUGGGUCUUUUCGGAGUUACAUACGGCUGGAUGUUGAUCUUCAUCCUCCUCUUCUCCUCUUCAUCGGCUCACAGUGACGUCUUCACCUCCAUCGGUCAGAUGACCGACCUGCUGUUCGUGGAGAAGGACCUGGUCUCCUCCCUGAAGGACUACAUCCGAGCAGAGGAGAGCAAACUGGAGCAGAUUAAAAAAUGGGCAGACCGACUGGACAUCCUGUCGGCGGUGGCCACCGAGGACCCCGAGGCGUUCCUGGGACACCCGGUCAACGCUUUCAAACUGAUGAAGAGGCUGAACACGGAGUGGGGGGAGCUGGAGAGCCUGGUGCUCUCGGACACGUCCCACGCGUUCAUCUCGAACCUGACCAUCCGCAGGCAGCACUUCCCGAACGACGAGGACCAGAGCGGAGCCGCCAAAGCUCUGACGCGGCUGCUGGACACCUACCGGCUGGACACCGACUCGUUCUCCUCCGGAGAGCUGCCAGGCUUGUCCCAGUCCUCCCCCCGUAGCUCUCUAUCCGUGUCUGACUGCUUUGACCUGGGGAAGGUAGCGUACUCGGAGGCCGACUACUACCACACCGAGCUGUGGAUGACUCAGGCGCUCAAGCAGCUGGACGCGGGGGGGCCCGGGGAGGACCAGGCGUCCGUCGCCGUGGACGCCGUCGCCGUGGACGCCGUCACCAUCCUGGACUACCUGAGUUUCUCCGUCUACCAGCAGGGGGCGCUGGAGGCGGCGCUGGACUUCACCCGCAGGCUGCUGGCUCUCGACCCAGUCCACCAGCGAGCCAACGGGAACCUCAAGUACUUUGAGUUCCAGCUCGCCAAACGGAGGCCAGCGGGGGAGAGGGGGGUGAGACCCGGGGAGAAGGGUGAGACCCGGGGUCGACCGGCAGACUAUCUGCCCGAGAGGAAGCAGUACGAGCAGCUGUGUCGCGGCGAGGGAAUCAGGAUGACUCCUCGCAGGCAGAGCCGCCUCUUCUGCCGUUACUACGACAACAACCGCCACCCGAUGUACGUGAUUGGUCCGGUGAAGCAAGAGGACGAGUGGGACCGCCCCCUCAUCCUCCGAUACCACGACAUCGUCUCGGACACCGAGAUAGAGCGGGUGAAAGAGCUGGCCAAACCCAGGCUGCGGCGAGCCACCAUUUCCAACCCUGUCACCGGCGUUCUGGAGCCGGCCCACUACCGCAUCAGCAAGAGUGCCUGGCUCGGAGCAUUUGAACACCCGGUGGUAGACCGGAUCAACCAGAGGAUCGAGGACAUCACCGGUCUGGAUGUCUCCACAGCAGAGGAGCUGCAGGUGGCUAACUACGGCGUCGGAGGACAGUACGAACCUCACUUUGACUUCCGACGGAAAGAUGAACCAGAUGCUUUUGAAGAGUUGGGGACAGGAAACAGAAUCGCCACGUGGCUGCUUUACGUCAGUAAUCAUUAUGUCAUCAUUACGUCAUCAUGAUGUCAUCAUUGUGUUAUCGUUAUGUCAUCAUUGUUCAUGUCUCUGU